AGGGGCAGAGGAAAAGCAGGGGGAAGCUGACACUGCGAUAAUCCUGGACUCGAAGCUGCAUUACUGUACAAGGACACCCAUGCGUGGUCGAUAAGCAUUCUGAAGGAUGAGUUUCCUUGCUGAUGGAAUGCCUUUGGCCUCAGUCGUGAAUGAGGGAAUAUUAGGCACAGGAAUCAGUAUCAAAGAAGAACUCAGCGAAGAUAUUUCCAAGGAUAUUUGUUUAGAAAUUAAAGAAGAACAGCUCGAUUACGCAGAUCAUGAGAGAGACGAAGUGAGCGACGUGAAAGUGAAACACGAGUGUCUUUUCUUUCAUAAUCUUCAUGACCAAAGGCAUGAAGCAGAUGCAAAGGACUCGUGUGACUUGGCUCAGGAUCAUAGUGACGUGUUAACAGUGCCAUUAGUGGCUAAGGAUUUUUGGAACAACUGUUCACCAGAAGGGGAUUAGGCGAUACAUAAGGACAGUCUUAGGGAUACAGAACCAGAAGUGGAACUGACGCUGAAGCGUCUUGUAUGCGAGGCGUGCGGCAAGAAAUUCUCUAAAAGGAGAUAUCUCAAUAUUCACAUGAGAGUCCACACAAAGGAGAAGCCCUACAGAUGUGAUAUUUGCGACAAGGGCUUCCCAUCCAAAAACAAUCUAGUAAAGCAUAUCAGAGUACAUACAAAGGAAAAGCCAUACAGCUGUGAAAUCUGCAACAAGGCCUUCUCGGAGAAAGGUCCUCUAGUAACGCACAUGAGAAUACACACAAAGGAGAAGCCGUUCAGCUGUGAGAUUUGCAACAAGGCCUUCUCACAUAAAUAUAGUCUUGUUAGGCACACGAGAGUACAUACAAAGGAAAAACUAUACACCUGUGAGAUCUGCAACAAGAACUUCUCACACAGAGAUAGUCUAAUCAGGCAUAUGAGUGUGCACGCAAAGGAGAAGCCAUUCAACUGUGAUAUUUGCCCUAAGGCUUUCCCUUCCAAAAGUGUUCUAGCAAGGCAUAUCAAAGUACAUACAAGGGAGAAGCCAUAUAGCUGUGUGACCUGCAGCAAGGUCUUCCCAGAAAAAGGUCACCUGGCAACACAUAUGAGAGUACAUACAAAAGAGAAGCCAUACAGCUGUGAGGUUUGCAACAAAGCCUUCUCGCAUAAAAUCAAUCUAGUUAUCCAUGUGAGAGUACAUACAAAGGAGAAGCCAUACAGCUGCGAGGUUUGCAGCAAGGCCUUCUCACAUAAAUCUAAUCUAGUUAUCCACAUGAGAGUACACAGAAAAGAGAAGCCGUAAGGCUAUGAAGCUUUUUAUGAAACUGUUACCUAAUGCAAAUUCUUUAUACAAAACUGUUACCUAAUGCAAAAUCUUUUCACGAAACUGCUACCUGGUGCCAAGUACGAGAGAACGCCCAAAAGAGGAGCCAAACGGACGUGAUAUUUGCAACGGGAAAAAUAGAAAGCUAAUCUGUUAAGCCAGUUGAGGGUACAUGCAAAGGAGAAUCCCUACCGAUGUACAGUAGUACAAAUAAAGGAAAAGCCUCAUCUCUUCGAGGUUUGAAACAAAGGCCUUGUCACAGAAGGUGAGAAGAGAUAAGGUUGAGAAUUUGUUUUCUCAGAGUAUAAUGUGGGUCAUACUGGUGAAUACACACAAACCAGAACCAUACAGAUAUUUGCUUGACCUUAUAUCUCUGAGGUCUAGAGACAUACUUUCACUCAGAGAAGACAGCUCGUGGGCAACGCGAACUGCAUCGAAGAGCAUAAUAUUUCCCCUAACAUUUUUGGGGAAGAAUUGCCCGAAAUUUUGGUGGAUAUCAUUUUCCAAUUUAUGCACGUGAUGUGUAAUUCUUGCCCGGCAUAAUGAACUUUCAUGUGUUAAACAUGUAUAUAAGUGUCCAUGGAUUUUUUUUUUGUUCAAGUAAACUCAUGUGUGCUGUUACUAAUUAUAUAAAUAUGUAUGUGUUUGGUUGAGUGCAUAUGUAUAUAUAUGUAUGUGUAUGUAUGUCCAUGUGUGUGUGUAUGAAUAUAUAUUAAAUAAAGUAGUUUUAUAAUUGAAUUCCCUCACAUAAGUAAAUAAAUUUUUGAGUUUUGUAAUAAUUAUUAUUGAUAAAUAUAAUGAUCUGAAAAUACUAAGGAAUUAUAUACUACAAUAACGAGAUAGAGUUGUCAGAUGUAAAUAAUGCUGAGCCAGCGGUCUCGAACUGGAACUUGGAGGUGAGACACACGGUCUUGCAGCAUUUUCGAUUAUGGUUCAGCUGUUACUCUAAUGUGGAUCAUAUACAAAGUUUCCAACAUAAUUAUUUGAUGAUUUAUACAAUGGUUGGUAUACAUUGAUACGUUAUACUUACGCACUUGUGGGUCUUAACCCCUUGGUGCCGGCUAUGACGUGUACGUACGUGCUAUGCCCACCGUGAGUACUUGUUUGAUUGUUUUUACGCAUAGAUGGCAACACUUGUACUAAAUCACCAAUGAGCCAGUUACGAGUACCGCCCGUCUCGCCCGUUUACCCGUUUCUUUGAUUUACGAAAUAUUUUACGUAAUCUUAUUUUGCUGUUACUAAUGUUAAAAAACAUAAAAAUGAUAAUGUUUAUGAUAAAAAUAACACCAUCGAUUUUCAUAGCAGUAGUGAAAAAUACGUUUUUCCCGCCAUUUAAAUCGGGCGCUAGCAGAGCCAUCUAUCGGCAGACAUUUCACGAAAAACAUAGAAAGUGGGCACAGCAUUUUCUCAAUUUUUUGUUCAUUUUCUCCGACACCAUUGGGUUAAAUGUUUCCGAUCUUUUUCUGAUGACCCGAUUUCUCUAUCAACUCUCUUAAUGAUUUACUUCAACAUAUUACAUCAAUAAACCAUAUAUUGAUUUAUUUUUUUCCCAAUCUAUUAGUGGGAAGUCCUCUUCAGUACUAACUUGCGUGUAAUUUAGGCAUAUUUUCUUUUUUGUUCAGUGCAAGGAAUAAUUUCACCGAUCAGUGUGUCAACAUCUCUAUGUUGCUUUUUGGUCUUUACCAGAGGGUAUGGUGUAUUUCCUUUUGAGAAUACAUUUGUAGACCUGUA
Penaeus indicus is the source of this 3016-nucleotide messenger RNA. Its product is annotated as zinc finger protein 570-like. Lineage: Eukaryota; Metazoa; Arthropoda; Malacostraca; Decapoda; Penaeidae. Gene Ontology annotation, biological process: regulation of transcription by RNA polymerase II. The record is from RefSeq and is a predicted model, not a curated record. The transcript is spliced from 2 exons. Bases 563 to 1264 code for a protein of 233 amino acids. Gene Ontology annotation, molecular function: DNA-binding transcription factor activity; RNA polymerase II cis-regulatory region sequence-specific DNA binding.